CACUUUACACGUGUGGAAGGGAUAGAAACAGAUAAGGGGGUUCUCGUUACAUUUCCGGUGUUCCGAAUUUCCAUGUGUCGCACCCACUGAAGUGAAGUGGAGUCCCUAUUCUCUCUCUUCCAUGGCUUCCCAAGUUCUUCUUCAGCAGCCACUGUUUGCUCCCAAGCUGAGUUUUCCCUCUUCUUCCUCUUCCCCUCGUAACGUGGCGUUAAUUUCUAGGGUUCCUUCCACCGCAAUUUCACGGCGUUGCGCUCCCCUUAUUGCCAAGCCGAGAUUCGUUGCGAGAGCUGACUCCAACCUCGAAGGCGGUGCUGAAGCCGCCGAAGCUGUUCCCGAAGCCGAAGCCGAAGCCGAAGCGGAACAAGUUUCGGAUUCUGAACCCCCGGAAUUGCCCAGAAAACCCCGUGUCAAGCUCGGAGACGUUAUGGGGAUAUUGAAUCAGAGGGCAAUUGAGGCAUCGGAGAAGGAGAGGCCAACUCCAGACAUUAGGACUGGGGAUAUUGUGGAAAUCAAAUUGGAGGUUCCUGAGAACAAGCGUAGGUUGUCCAUUUAUAAAGGGAUUGUUAUCUCAAAACAAAAUGCUGGUAUUCACACAACUAUUCGAAUCCGAAGAAUCAUUGCCGGCACUGGGGUUGAGAUUGUCUUCCCAAUUUACUCACCAAACAUCAAAGAAAUCAAAGUGGUAAGCCACCGUAAGGUAAGAAGGGCAAGAUUGUACUAUCUGAGAGACAAACUUCCGAGAUUAUCCACUUUCAAAUGAUAACUCGGAUGCCCACUUUUCCUCACGUUCAUCUUCGAUGUAGCAUGCUGAUCCAUGAUGAGUGCUGCGGGGCUUUGAUUUUAUCAUUUCAAUUUGUUCUGUUGUAGAAUAUAUCAUUUUUCUUCCCCUUAUGUAUCUUCCCUGAAAGUGUACUGAACCUUGAUAGUAUUGAGAAAUUUGAAUUGUUUCUUCUGCAUCA
Molecule: messenger RNA, 959 nt
Organism: Cajanus cajan (pigeon pea)
Lineage: Eukaryota; Viridiplantae; Streptophyta; Magnoliopsida; Fabales; Fabaceae
Product: large ribosomal subunit protein bL19cz
Biological process (GO): translation
Cellular component (GO): ribosome
Molecular function (GO): structural constituent of ribosome
Source: RefSeq, a predicted model, not a curated record